Messenger RNA from Echinops telfairi (small Madagascar hedgehog), 1450 nucleotides. RefSeq names its product double C2 domain alpha (gene DOC2A). Lineage: Eukaryota; Metazoa; Chordata; Mammalia; Afrosoricida; Tenrecidae. The record is from RefSeq and is a predicted model, not a curated record. Gene Ontology annotation, cellular component: membrane. The transcript is spliced from 7 exons. The coding region runs from base 392 to 1435 and encodes 347 amino acids.
GGGUGAGGCAGGGGUCCCCACCGUGGGGGGCAACGGGAGCGGGCAGGCCGGUUGAACGGAGGGGCAGUGAGCCUUGGCGGUCUGGUCGGGUGGGCCUGGCGCAGAGGGAUGGAGGGAGCGUCGGAGGGACCCAGGAGGGGCCUGUGGUGCUGCUGCUUGGAGGGAGGGCAGGGCCUGAGCCCGACUGAGCGGCAAGAGCUCGGAAGAUAGGGAAAGGGACAAUGGAGAGGUAAGUGUACAAGACUGAAGUGGCCAGGGCCUAUCUUAGGGAGAAGUGGACUGGCAGCCCACCCCUGUGGGCCAAGGUGUGAGGUCAGGAGGACCCAGGCCUCUUGCCUACCCACCUCCUAGCACAGACUAACCGCUCCCCUGACACCCUCCGAGGCCAGCGAUGGUCCCCCUGGCCUGGCUUCCAGGGUUGCCCCAGGGAUGCUGGGCCAGCAGACAGCUGACCUAUGCCCUCUCCCUGUCGCCUGGCCAGAGGUGCUGCAUGAGGGGCCGCAGGGGUGACCGCAUGACCAUCAGCAUCCAGGAGCACAUGGCCAUCAAUGUGUGCCCCGGGCCCAUCAGGCCUAUCCGGCAGAUCUCGGACUACUUCCCCAGAGGGGGGCCUGGACCUGAAGGCGGGGGUGGGGGCUGCAGGGAAGCCCCAGCUGGUCUGGCCCCCCUGGCCCUUGGCCCCCCAGUGGCCCUACUUGGGGCCACCACACCUGAGGACGGAGCCGAAGCGGACAGCUGUGACUCCGAUGAGACCAGUGAGAUCUCCGUCUGCGACGAGGACAAGCUGAGCCACAACGAGUUCAUCGGGGAGAUCCGCGUGCCGCUGCGGCGCCUCAAACCCGCCCAGAAGAAGCACUUCAACAUCUGCCUGGAGCGCCAGGCCCCGCUGGCCUCGCCCUCGUCCAUGUCGGCUGCACUGAGGGGCAUCUCCUGCUACUUGAAGGAGCUGGAGCAACUGGAGCAGGGCCCUGGGCUGCUGGAGGAGAGAGGCCGAAUCCUGCUGAGCCUCAGCUAUGUCUCCAAGCGCCGGGGGCUGUUGGUGGGCAUUGUGCGCUGUGCCCACCUGGCUGCCAUGGAUGUCAACGGCUACUCAGACCCCUAUGUCAAGACGUACCUGAGGCCGGAUGUGGAUAAGAAAUCCAAGCAUAAAACGUGUGUGAAGAAGAAAACCCUCAACCCCGAGUUUAAUGAGGAGUUCUUCUACGACAUGGACCUCCCCGCUCUGGCCACCAAGACUCUGGAGGUCACCGUGUGGGACUACGACAUUGGGAAAUCCAACGAUUUCAUCGGUGGCGUGUCCCUGGGGCCAGGUGCCCGCGGGGAGGCCCGGAAGCACUGGGGCGACUGUCUGCAGCAGCCGGACGCAGUCCUGGAGCGCUGGCACACCUUGACGAGCGAGCUGCCUGCUGCUGCUGGGGCCUUGCCCUCGGCCUGAGCUGCCGCUCCCAGG